AUGCAACUAGCAGCAUCUAGUUUGCCCUUUGGUGGUGUCGGAAACUCUGGAAUGGGAAGAUAUUAUGAAGAGGCGUCUAUUGCCACCUUCUCUAAUCCUCGUUCUGUACUUGACAAAUCUAAUAUUGAGAAAAUGAACUAUUUGUUCCGCUAUCCACCGUAUACGGAAAACCACGAGCGUUGGGUGCGCAGUGGACUUUCGAAUAUCGCAAUCAAGGAGGAGUUAGUUCGGCUUUCUCAUAAUCAAAGCGCUUGUCUUCUCUCAGACAAAUAUGGGCUCAACCAGGACACUAGUGAUGUUGGAUUUAAGCCAUAA
Molecule: messenger RNA, 315 nt
Organism: Rodentolepis nana
Lineage: Eukaryota; Metazoa; Platyhelminthes; Cestoda; Cyclophyllidea; Hymenolepididae
Source: the annotation of a GenBank genome assembly